Molecule: messenger RNA, 4240 nt
Organism: Leptidea sinapis
Lineage: Eukaryota; Metazoa; Arthropoda; Insecta; Lepidoptera; Pieridae
Gene: Ppat-Dpck
Product: bifunctional coenzyme A synthase
Exons: 10
Coding region: 89-1684 (531 amino acids)
Biological process (GO): coenzyme A biosynthetic process
Molecular function (GO): dephospho-CoA kinase activity; ATP binding
Source: RefSeq, a predicted model, not a curated record
ACCAUACUUUUGUGUUAAAUUAUUGAAGUUACUGCCUACUGUAGCAUUGAUAAUUUGAUAAUAAUCGUUCAUCCUCGUUUGAGUAACUAUGUACAAUCCUCUGAUUGCUUUAGCAGUUGCCGUCGUAUUUUUAUCAAUCUCCUUAUCUUAUUUUAAAAUAUUAAAUUUUCACACAGGUCCAAUGGCAUGUAACGGCAUUCUAUUUGUGUCGAAUGCAAGCAGGGCGUAUAACUUAAGCUUAAAAUCAAUAAGAUAUGUGAAAGAUGUUUUGUAUAUAAAUUAUUUUGGCAAAAAGGAGAACUCAAUAUCAGUGUUGAGUAAACAAAUUGAGGAUAUCUAUUCCAAGGUGGCUGUACAAAGACCAAAUUUAGAUGUAAGAUUUAUGCUUAAAGCAAUAACAGAGCAAGAAAUAAAGACUAGCCAUAAUGUAGAUUUAUUGCUAUUUGACAUGGACUUAUCAUGCAAAAUGGAUACACUUCGAACGAAAAUCAAUAAGAAACACAUAAAAACACAGUGUGUUGAAAGUGAAGAUAAUGUAGAGAGUGUAAUUGAUGAGCAAGACGUAAAUUCAUAUGAUUGUGUUGUUUUGGGAGGAACAUUUGACAGGUUGCAUAAUGGACAUAAGAUUCUCUUAUCACAAUCUGUUUUGAGGGCCAAGAAGCAUGUAACUGUUGGAGUUACCGAUGUAAAUAUGAUUAAGUCCAAAACUUUGUGGGAACUAAUUCAACCGAUAGAGGAAAGAAUAGCAGCAGUUUAUGAUUUUCUAACAGACAUUGAUCCUGAUUUGGAGUAUAAUGUAGUGCCUAUAAGUGACAUGUAUGGACCGACUAAAGAUGAUCCUAGAUUACAAUUAUUAGUUUUAAGUGAGGAAACAGCCCGUGCGGCGGGCAAGAUCAAUGAUAAGAGGAAAGAGAACGGUUUGAAAGAAUUAGAAGUGUUUACAAUCGGUCUCGCGAAGGAUGAGCGGAAGGCGGCUGAGGAAGAAGCUAAACUGAGCUCGAGUAACCAGAGAAUGAGAUUGCUGGGUACUUUCUUGAGGCCACCACAGGCGAACCCUAAUAUUCCCGAUUGGCCUUAUGUGAUCGGAUUGGCUGGCGGUAUUGCCAGUGGUAAAAGCAGCAUUAUUGACAAGUUAAAACUAAAAGGCGCUGCAACAAUAAACUGUGACACGAUAGCACACGACCUGUACCGGCCCGGCUUGACGCUCAACAGAACGUUGGCUGACACGUUUGGUGAUGAGAUCAUAACGUCAUCUGGUGAAGUUGACCGGAGCAGGCUGGGACAAAUCGUCUUUAGUGAUAAGAAUCAAUUGGAAACGUUAAAUAAGAUAGUGUGGCCAGCCGUGAUAAACGAAGCUAAGAAUAGGAUAAGGGCGCUCGGAGAGCAGGGCCAUAGAGUAGUUGUGAUGGAAGCGGCUGUGAUGGUGAGAGCCAAGUGGUACGAGUACUGCCACCAGCUCUGGUCUGUCAUCAUACCACCUGAAGAGGCAGUACGUCGACUGCAAGAGCGAAAUGGCCUGACGGAAGAGCAAGCGAGACAACGCAUCGCCGCGCAACCGACCAAUCAGGAGCAAGUGGCCAUCGCGAACGUCGUGUUUAGUCCGUACUGGAGCUACGAGCACACACAGGCACAGAUCGACCGCGUGUGGACCGAGCUGGAACGAUACCUCAGCGACAGACACUGAAUGCGGCAUAUUUAUAGGAAGUAACAAUGAAAUCAUAAUUAAAAUUUGUACAUAUUGUUGAAUAGUCGGCAAGAAAUAAAAAAGGGCACUUAUCGUUAAUGGCCUUACAUUUUUUGGCCAGAAAUGUAUUAAUUUACUCACUGGUACCAUGGGAAAUUUACUCACUACAUCACUCGUCUAUAACUGACCAUAAUUUACCAAUAGGAAAUCAAGUUUUUAAGUUGUAGCAAUAUUUACGCCCAGUCUUAUAAUACACUGACGUUUUAAUUCUUACUCACUUAAAUAGCCACUUAAGAGGAUAACCCUUCAUAAUGCUUUCUAUAAGUUAACCCGCCAUUAUAGCGGAUAUAACGGUGCUGAAAUAGCGAACUCGACGAUAAAAAUGAUUUUCUGGUGAUGGCCUAAUGAUAAAAUGCGGUCCCAAUUAAUCUCCUAGGUGUAUAUUGUCGUGGAAAGGAUAAAAAAUCUCAAUAAAGACAUGAAUUCCCUUAAUUAAAGCCUCAAUGUAGACGCCCAAGCACUUUCUCUGCCAGCUUUAGAAAAAGCCAAUACAGCUUAAUUGUCAAGCAGCGUAUAUCACGCUAAAGGUCCUUCGAAGCUAUUAAACAUCGUCUUGUCAAUAGCUCAGCAGUGUCGGGUGGAACCGCUCUUGCCUAUUGUCCUUUGAGCUUAUCAAAGAUAAAAAUAUCCCAUAAGUGACUAAUUAGGUGUAGUGAACUUUGUGUUAUGUAUAAUUAAACAAAUUAAGAUAUAAUAUUGUAUAAGAAAGAGGGUAUGGUGAUUAUAAAGGUCUGUGCCCACUACAGCAGUUUACCGUGCCAUGGAGGUAUCAAAAAAAGAACACGGCCCGAUUUAGGCUACUGGAGGCCACAGUAUGAUUUCAUAAAAAUGAACUAAUAUGAAGUGACUCUUUCCAUCCAAUUAAACAAAUACUUGGAUAUUAAAUUGCACAUAAAAAAUUUAAAAUAAAAUCAAAAUCACUUUAUAUUAUGUAGAUCAAGAGAAUUAGUGACAAUUGAAUGUAUGAAUGUCAAACGUUUUCUUUUAUUUCUACAUUUACCACCACUUUGGAAAAGGUUGAGUUUUAAUAAGAAGCAGUGGCAAGAAACUCAUUGCCACUCUUUUAAAUCAAAAUUUUUCAGCUUCAUCGUUUUGCAAAGCAAUUCAAUAUGUAAAGUGAUACAAAAAAAAUACUCAAACGGCAAAUACACGAAUAAGUAAAAAAAAAGGAAAUGUAACUUAAUAAUUAAAAACACAAGAGUUAUUGAGUACAGUAGAUGCAGAUAAAUCUAGAUUCCCACACAUUUAUUUAAUUUCUUAUAAAUGAAUAUAUUUUCAAUAACUUGUCACAUGGACUCUAUAUUUACCUAUUACAUGAUAAUUGAUGAGCCGGCAAACGUUUUGCCAUAUAAGUUAAGUACCCCGCGCCCGCUCAUUGUAUGAAAUGUUAUUGACUGAAUUAUUUGUAUUGCGUUUAUAUAGGUAUUUAUAACUCAAACAAAUAUAGGUUCCGGAUAAAUAAUCACUAACAUUAUACAUCAUACAAAACCUAUUAUUCUGAUCGGUUCAGUAGUUCUUGGAGCAUAACCAAAGAAAAACUUGCUGUCCAUUUAUUAGUAUAGAAUUGUGACUACGUUCGGAAACGCCGAGUGUUAUGACUUGGAUAACAAACAAGUACAUUAUAUUCAAAUAAACUUAUUAUUUGUAUUAUGUUAAUGCGCAUGAUCCAGAAAGUAAGAUAUCUAAAAAGCGUUUUUCAACGUACUGUAUUAGUGUUAAAGAUUAUAAACUACGGUUGGUAGCCCUAGUUGAUUACUCCAUGCACUGGCACAUGCAUGCCACUGGACUGGCGGCUGUCAAAGUACAUUUGUGCCUGUUUGAUAUUCGCCAUCUUGGCGCUGUUGGCCAUGUAGCGAGAGAUUGCGGUACUAAAACUAGUGAUGACAACCUCAGCAAACAUCGAUAGAUGGUGGGAAACUAUUUACAAAAAAAAGGUGUACUUCAUUACGUUGAUUCUUAAAGUAUAAAUAAAUCGGAAAAGUAACGAAAUUAGUUCAAAAUGCAAAAAUACUUCAGAGUAUUGUACGUUCCUUCGCAGCCAUUUGUAUUAUACAUCAAAAUUAGUUGUCUGGACGAGCGAGUGGCGCUUCAAAUAGGCACAAAAAAUUUGCUGUCAAACAUAUGGAACAGCAUGUCCAGUGGUAUUUAUACAGGUCAGUGACUCCAUGCGUUCCUGAGAAAUUCUUCAUGACAAACUGUCAGAUGGAUAUACUAGAUAAUAUUUUCGCAUGUAUCAAUCAGUAAAAUACGGACAGUACGCAUUAGUGGGAAGAGACCUUAAGCGAAUACAGGGACAAUAUUGUUAUAUUAUAAUUUAUUAUUACUUUUGUUAUUGGUGUAUAAUGGAAUAGUAAAAGGUAUUUAGUUGGCUUUUUAAUUUUACUUUUUUUUACUAGAUAUUAAACAAUGUUGUUAGGUCUCUUGAGAGUAUUUGUUAAAACAAUCAUUGGUUAGUAAUAUCUUGCCAUUGUACUACCAAUUAAAAUGUUAUUAUAA